Messenger RNA from Chelonus insularis, 9223 nucleotides. RefSeq names its product retinal degeneration A (gene rdgA). Bases 2272 to 6360 code for a protein of 1362 amino acids. Gene Ontology annotation, molecular function: protein binding; ATP-dependent diacylglycerol kinase activity. The transcript has 9 exons. NCBI's taxonomy places the organism in Eukaryota, Metazoa, Arthropoda, Insecta, Hymenoptera, Braconidae. Gene Ontology annotation, biological process: lipid phosphorylation; diacylglycerol metabolic process; intracellular signal transduction. The record is from RefSeq and is a predicted model, not a curated record.
UUUACCUCCCAUAUGAUAAAUCAUGAGAUUAUAUUCUUACAUAAAUAUAUGUAUGUACAUAUAUAUUUUCUGCAAUAGAUUGAUAUGUCUGCACAUGCGUAACAAUAGCAGGAGCGCUGUCAAUUCACCUUCGACCCCGAGUCCUGAGUAUAAAAAACUGACUACAUAAAUACUUUAAACAGAUAUUUCAACCAUUUUUUCCGGUACAAUAACAUGCUCACUUAUUUUUGUAAACUUCCUUUUUGCACUAUCCACUAAAUACACAUUAUUUGAAUACUCAAGUGAUAUAAAUUAUUACUUUAGAAAUUGCCAUUUUUAGAUAUUCAUUUAAUUAUUUUUACACUCAUAAAUAAAUUAAAUUCAAUUCAAUAAUAAAAUAGAAAAAGUUUUCUUUUAAGUAAUUCUGUUAUAAAAGUUAGAGUAUAUGAAAAAAUAAAAUAUUCAUGAUAAAAGAUAUGGGUAAUAUAAGAAUAUGAAUAAUGGGAAAAACAAACGAUCCGAGAUAAUAAAAAAAGAAGUAAGGGUGGAUUUUGAGAGGGAGUAAAAUGAAAAAUAUGAGGUGGAGGAGAAUCAGCAAUGGGAAUUAAGUUGCUACGGGGCUGGAAGUAAAAUUGGAUGACUAUGGAUCAAUGGUGAUAUGUUGUGUUGGUGGUAGUGGUGGUAGUUGGUGGUUGUGGUAGUAGUGACAGUAGUAGAAAUAGUUGUACUCGUAGUGGUGGCAAAAAGCCGUAGUGGUGGUGGUGACCGUAUUGCUCCAGCUACUGCUAUUGCUAUUGCUGAUAGCACAAGUACUAUUAUAUCGCGUAGUCUCAUAUGCUACAUUAUCGUAGUCACUUUACUUCAUCACGACUGAUUUGUAACACUGUGAAGUGAAUACGUAUUAUUAUCUGUAACAUACCAAUUAUGUCAGUGGUAGACAGUGAAAACAAUUAACUUAUUUAAAAUCAUACAUAUUAGAAGAAAAAGUUUUGAUUUAGUUGUAAACUUUUUUUUUAAAUAACAAGUUUGAAAGAUGAAAAAGAAAAAAUUUUGAUUUUUGUUUUUAAAAAAAAUUUAAUCAAGUGGUAAAUAUUUAUCCUAAAUUGUCAUAUCAUGAAUUUCUCAACUUGACAGUCAUCGGUGUGUGUUUAAAACAAAAUGCAUAAACGUGUUAAAUAAUAAAAUUGCUUCAGUAUUAUAAUGCCGAUUGUUAUUUCAAUUUUAUAAUACUAUUAUGUGUCAUGAACGUUAUCCAGGCGAUCAUUACAUAUCAAGAAUAAUUACAAAUACAAUAGAAGUGUGUUUACUCAGACUCUAUUAAGUAAAAUAUAAUAUCUAUUUUAUUUAAAUCUUUAAAAAAAAUUCAAUAAUAUUAAUACUCCAAUUUCCAUUAAAAAUUAAUCCUAACAACCAAUUUAAAAAAAAAAAAAGAAAAAAACAGCAGCAAAGUUCAUGCAUUAUUAAGUGAACUUUUAAUAAGCAGCACGGAAAUUAUAUAUCUUAAAAGACUUUUAUAGGGACCAAUAUUAAUUAAAUUAAAAAGUAAAUUAUAAUAUUUACGUACAACCUUUGCCUAUAAAUAUUAACUUUAUUUGGAAGUAAAAAAGUAAACGGGGAUCAACAAAUGAUUUUAAUAUUUUAUAUUUAACAUCAAAUUACUAAUCGAAAUUAUUUUUAUCAAUUACACCUAAAUGAUAGUCAAUUUGACAUAAAAUAUUUUUCCAAUUUUGGUGUUUUAUUUAAGAAGAAAACAAUCUAAAUGAUAUCACCUUACACUUAAUUGAUGGUUACUAACAGACUCCAUACAUGUAUUAUUAAACAGCCAAUGGAAGAUAUUAAGAGAUUAAAUAGACUUAAAUUACUUACAAUUAUAACACCAGCAACUACAAUUUGGAUUUGGAUUUGGAGAGACCACUAGGAUGCAGAACAUCAGCUGCGAAUUAAUCACAAAAAGUAUCACAACAACGAAAAAUGCGGAAAAUAGAAAUAAUUCCGCAAAAAUAAUUAAUAUUCAACUACUUUACUUAAUAAUUAAUAUAAUAUUUUUAGUAUUAUUCAACAAAAUCAUCAUAUUUUUUAUUUUGAUGAUUUAUAAUUUAAUGCCAAUCAUUUAUGAGUUUCAUAGAGUUAUGCUGGCGAAUUUCAACGAAUGCACUAAUUUAUUAAAAACAUUGUUUGUAUCACUUAAAUUUUUUAUUGAUAAUAAAAAUUGUCGAUUAAUAGAGCGAGAAAAAAACGAAGAGAAAAUCAUUAGACAACAACGACAUAAUAAAUUAAAAUACGUGCUAAAGAAUGCAGAAACUGCGCUCAACUUUCAAAAGGUCACGUACCCCAACAGGCACCGAGAUGAAAUCACAAUUAAGUCUAGAGGUGCCGAAGCAAAUACGAUCAGCAUCAUUCGAUGAAAUACAAUUAGAAGUAAAACGACAAACUGAUGAAACGACCAAAUAUCAAGAUUUAAUGCUAAUGAAAGCUAAUAUAACACCUUCUUCUUCACCGUCAUCAACACGAGCGGAUGCUAAAAAAUCAUCUACAUUAAGGGUUCCAUUACUUCAGAGUAGUCAAAAAUCACAGUCAUUUAGUACCUAUGAAAAAGCUUCUCUUUUGUCUUCUACAUCCUCCAGAUUAUCCAUAUCAUCUUCUGGGUCACACAAGAAUGAUUCUGUAUUGCAACAACAAGACUAUUGUCAUCAUUGUGUAUGCGUGAGAGAAUCUAAACAAUUACUUUCAAGAAAAAAACGCACUAAAACGGAGCAAGAAAUUUCUGCAUCUUCAAAUGCCGGAUUAACAGUUAAAAUUAAUGAUGAUAAUGAAUAUGAUGAUGCCAAUGAUGAUGAUGAAGAUGAUGAUGAUUUUAGUACUGAUAGUGACGAUAGUAUUGAUGACUAUGACAUUAAUGACUGUCAGAAUGUCAUCGAUAGUAAAACUGCUGAUUGUAUUGAGACUCAAGGAGAUAAUAAUCAAGUUGAUGAAGAGGAACGUGUUCGUGAAGGUAGUCCUGAAAUCCGGGUAACAUUAAUAAAUUUCGAUAGACAAGUAUCUGAAUUUUAUGGCAGCGAUGUUGGUAGUGUUGAUGGUGGUGGUAGUUCCGAUGAUAGUCAGAUAAAAGUUGAAUUUAUUCCUGCCGAAAGAUCACGACGAUUAUCACGUCAAGAGGCACUCACAUCAUUUCCAAUUAAUUUGCCAUCAAUUACUGGAGUAACUGACACUGAUGAUCAAUCAUUAGAAAACAUUACUACUGAUGGUACAGAUCGUGGUAAUGAUGGUGAUGAGGAAGAAGAUGAUGAAGAUGAUGAUGAGGAUGAUGAAAAUGAUAGUGAUAAAUUAAAUAAGAAAAAAUUUAUUGUAAGAGAUAUUUUCCUUACGGUACCUGAACUGAAACGAGAUCGCGCCGCGUCUGUUGAUUCGUGCUUUGAUAAUAACAAUAAAAUUAGUCAAAAUGAUGGUAGUAACUAUUUAACUGUACCUCAACAGGGUGCAAGAUCGAAAAGUGUUGAUAUUGUUUUACCAACUGAACAACAGACGCACUAUACUGCUUUAUUACCAAAAAAAGACGGAGUCAGAGGAGGAAAAGGGCCUGACACUAGUAAUCGUCAGUUACGAUCAACACCUGAUUGGGGUCCAGAUGCUAUUAAUGGCGAACACCUUUGGAACCCUACUGCAACUUCUGGUGAUUUUUGUUAUGUCAACGAUUGUUCGGUAAAACAUGGACCACGUUUAAAAUGUGCUGCUUGUCAUGUUGUAGCGCAUGUAGUAUGUGCACCUGAACUAGCAUUCAAUUGCAAACCGACAUUUCGCGAUGUAGGAGUACGCCAAUACCGUGAACAAUCAUCAACACAUCAUCAUCAUUGGGUUCACCGUCGUUCACAAAAAGGCAAAUGUGCCAACUGUGCAAAAGCAUUCCAGUCAAAGUUAUCAUUUAGCUCGAAAGAAAUAGUUGCUGUGUCGUGUAGUUGGUGUAAAUCAGCCUAUCACAAUAAGGAAUCAUGUUUUAAUGUACAAAAAGUUGAAGAAGAUUGUGAGCUUGGUACUCAUAAUACAAUUAUCGUUCCACCGUCUUGGAUAAUAAAACUUCCCCGUAAAGGAGAUUUCAAGAGUAGUUUACGGAAAUCUCCCCGAAAAAAGAAAGGAGCUAGUCAACGAAAAAGUAAAGACACAUUAGAACCAGAAGCUAAUAAAAGUGAUAAAGCUGAUGAUAAAGAAAAACUCUGGGUAGUAAAGUCAGUACCCUCACUAACAAUAAAGCCAGUCAUAGUAUUUAUAAAUCCAAAAUCAGGUGGUAAUCAAGGUGCUAAGCUUCUUCAAAAAUUUCAAUGGCUUUUAAAUCCCCGGCAAGUGUUUGAUUUAACUCAAGGUGGACCUAGAAUGGGCUUAGAGUUAUUCCAAAAGGUACCUAAUUUACGGGUUUUGGCUUGUGGUGGUGAUGGUACUGUUGGGUGGGUUUUGUCUAUUUUAGAUCAAAUUGGAGUGUCGCCUUCACCAGCAGUUGGAGUUUUACCUCUUGGAACUGGUAAUGAUCUUGCUCGAGCACUUGGCUGGGGCGGUGGUUAUACGGAUGAGCCAAUUGGAAAAAUUCUAUUAAACAUUGGAGACAGUGAUACUACUCUUCUAGACAGAUGGCAAGUAACUGUUGAAAGAAAUCCCGAUGCAAAUAAUGAUGAUGAUAGCGGAAAAGGAAAAGAAAAUCUUCCAUUAAAUGUAGUGAAUAAUUAUUUUUCAUUGGGUGUUGAUGCUCAUAUUGCUUUGGAAUUUCAUGAAGCACGUGAAGCUCAUCCGGAAAAAUUCAAUUCUCGAUUACGGAAUAAAAUGUUUUACGGACAAAUGGGUGGGAAAGAUUUGGUGAGACGUAAAUGGAAAGAUUUAUCAGAGUUUGUAACUUUAGAGUGUGAUGGUCAAGAUUUGACACCUAAAUUAAAAGAACACAGAGUGCAUGCAAUUGUUUUUCUAAAUAUUCCAUCUUACGGUGGUGGUACACGUCCAUGGGGAUCAAUCAGUGGUGGUAAAGAACCAUCGACUGAAGACGGACUAUUAGAAGUUGUAGGUUUAACUACUUAUCAAUUGCCAUUAUUACAAGCAGGAGGCCACGGUACUUGUAUAACUCAAUGUAGCCGUGCUCGCCUUGUUACAACACGAACCAUACCAAUGCAGGUCGAUGGCGAGGCUUGUCGAGUAUUACCUUCAAUAAUUGAAUUACAGCUCCUAAAUCAAGCAACAAUGUUAGCUAAACGUAGACAUUCCAAUAAGCCUCAACAAAAUGUAGAGAAUAGAUUAGAAAGUCUUAAAUUACCAAUUAUGGGUAUUAAAAUGAUAGACUAUAAAGCAUAUCACUCGGAUAAAGAUCGAUUAAAAAAAGCCGCAGUGAGUUGGUCAGAUAAGCCUUUAGAUCUUGAAGUAACUAUGGAUUUAGAAUCAUUGAGAAAAAUGUUAGCAAAAGACUAUCCAAUGGAUAAUUGUUGUUUUCUUGACUCUUGUACUGCUGAACGAUUCUUCAGAAUUGAUCGUGCUCAAGAGCAGCUUCAUUACGUUACUGACGUGGCAUCAGAAGCAAUUUAUAUUCUUGAAGAAGAAUCGACAAGCCAAAAUGUCGAACCUGACAUUGGAAAAAUUCCAGAACCUGAUGCAAAUGUACCAUCUCCUAGUGAAGAAACGUCAAUUUCCAAUAAGCCACCGACGUCAAAAGAAUCUAAAGAUCAAGGAGUAGUUGAACAUUCUAAUGAAGAAAAAAUGAAAGAGCGAUUAUCAACAGAACAACAAGAAGAAAAUAAAAUAACAACAGCAAAAAAUAUCGUUAACGAGAAAAAUACUAGUGAAAAAAUUGUACGCAAAAAAAGUUUAUUAAAACAAAUAUCUUUUACUGAACGAUCUCAUCGGGAACCUCAUUCAGCAUUUAUAAGUCCACAAGAAAGACUGUUUAGUUUAUCAUCAGAAGUUCAAACGUUUGGAAGUGGACUGCUUGAAAAAACUAGUGACGGAAUACUUCGAGCGGCUAAAGGGGAUGAUUUAAAAAGUCUUAAAGAAUUACAUGAUCGAGGAUAUUCUCUUCUUUCAAUAGAUGCUAAUGGUCAAACAGCGCUUCAUCUGGCUGCAAGACAUGGAUUCAAAGAUAUUGUUAGAUACUUAAUAGCUUGUGCGCCACCAACCCUUCUUAACAUGGUUGAUAAUGACAAAGGACAAACAGCAUUACAUAAAGCUGCUCAAACAAAACGUCGAUCAAUUUGUUGCAUGCUCGUUGCCGGGGGCGCAACUUUAACAGUCCGUGAUCGUCAUGGAAAUACCCCAAGACAGCUUGCACUUAACGCUGAAGAUCGGGAUCUUGCAGCUUAUCUACAUAGUCAAGAACAAUUUCAAUUAGUGACUGAAGAUAUGCAAAACCGAUCUUGAACUAUUAAAGGUUUGUGAGAAAAGAAAAUAAUUUUUACCAUUAUCUGCAAUCAUGAUUUCAAUAAUGGAAUUUUUCAGUCAAAAAAGAAUGACUUAACAGAAUAAUAACUAGAAUAUUUUAAGCUCAUAUAUAGUUUUUUGAAAAAAUAAAAAUACGAGCUCAUAUUAUAUUUUCUACUUUUUAAUUGUAAAGUUCCGUAAUAUUAAUUAUUAAUAAAAUGCAAAGAUAACUUUUUGAAUAUGUAUGUAUAUAUGAGUGUAUUGAAACGAGCUAGAAAAAGUGGAAUUUUUUUCUAUUACUUUGUACUCUACAGAGAUAUAUAUCAAAGUGAAGUACAAAGGUUAAGCAACGUCAACUAUUCAGUGCAUAAUCAAGUGAAAAUUUUUUCAAAAUUUAAACAAAAUGAAAAAAGUGAUUACUCAGACUCUAAGCUAUGAUGAAUAAAAAGUAAGAAAAUGAAAAAGAAAGUUACACUUUUUUUGACUUGUUGUUUCCAUGUAUAUACAAGUAUAUAUUUAAAGAGGAAUCUUUUAUAAGAUUCUUUUAAUUAGAGAAGAGUUCUGCAUUAUUAUCGUCUGAAGGUGUUAAAUACCCAGAUAGCCAAUCAUCUUCUAAUUAAAGUUAUUUAGAGUUGCAUUAACAUUAAAAAUUGAAUACAAGAUUAAAUAUAGUUGUUAUUUGAAUUAAAUGACUAUUUUUAAGUCACCCAGAGUACUAUGUUAGUUUGAAUCGGUUACUUAUUUAAAUCCGAUUAUUGAACAGAUCAAUUGCUAAAUAAAAAAUUAAUAUUAAAGAAUAUUUUAUGAAGCGCAUUGUUACUGAAAAAAAACAAUUAAAAUGAAUGCAUCAGCUUCAAUGAUUGAUAAUUAAUUUGAGAUUAUAUUUAGUGACAACCUUUUGUUUUCGAACUUCAAUUUUUAAUGUUAGCCAAGCUUAAAUAAACUUUUAUUGAAAGAUUAAUUGUUGAUCUCUAUUUUUCAAUGCUCAAAUGUGGCUAUUUGAAUAUAAAUAAGUCAUUUUUUGUGUAAAAGAUUUUAUGUGACUAAUAUUGUAGGACUUUCCUCUACUCUAUACAUACAUGUACUAAAAACAAUUUACUAAAAAUUAUAAUAAUUGGUACUAAAGUAAAGGAGAACAAAUAUAGGGAACAACAAUCUAUGAACACCAAUUAGCUAUUAGAAAUAAAAGUGAUCGACCUAUUGCUUAUAUUAUUUGUAUUACAUAUACAUUUAAUAAUAUUCCACAUAUAAAAGAUUUAUUAUGAACUUUUGUUUUUGAACUGAACAAACUAAAAGUUUAAAUUGAGAUAUAUAUAUUUUCAAGCUUUAUUACAUCUAUGAUAUAAAUAUAUAAAUGAGAAAAUGACGAUAGGAAAAGAAGACAAGAAAGUGAAGCAUGAGAAUUAAAUUUGUGUUAGAGUACUAAGUGAUUUCCAUAUAAAUUGAUAUACUAAUUAUUAUCUUCAAUUCGUUAUAUCUAUUAUUCGAUUAUAAACAUUACAAAUUAAAAUGAUAAAAAAAAUAUGACAACUGAAAGUAAAAAAAAAGAAAAAACUAAUUUCUUGCGAAUUAUAUAAUUAAUAAUUACUAAUUAUAGUAACCAAAUGUGCGUCAGACUUUUGAAAAACUAAUGGAAGAAUACGUUUGGAAUUAUAUUUCAGUUUUACGUACGUCUGCUAUGUUUCUUAAGAGCAGUCGUAUGUAAGAUUGUCGUUAAAAUCUGACGUAAAAUGUACUCUCUAAAAAUGAAAUAUACUGCAAAAUCAAUGAAUUCACUGAUAUUACAGUGUAAAUUGAACCAUUAAUAAUGUACGUAAGCACUGGUUACUAUAUAAUCAUGAUCAAUAUCAAUACUUCGAAAAACAUGUAAACGAAAAAGUAUUCUAUCAGAUGUACUUAAAUUCUUAUUUUUAAAGAUAUCUCGAAUUUUUUAUAUUUAAGUUUUUGCACAUGUGUGUUGGAUUAAAAAAUUUUUUCAGUGAUGACUAAAUGAGUUUGAAAUUGAAUUAGUCCUAAAUAAGCAUAAAAAAUGUUGUAAAAAUAAUAUAGAGAUCAAGAAGUAACUAAACGAAAAUAAGCAAACUUUCAAUAGAAUUAAAAAUUAAUUUAGGAUUAGAUUAUCAUAUUAAAGAUUGAAUAAAUUAAGACAUUGCCACCUCUACUUUACAAUACUUAAUAACAGUAGUGUAAACAUAAUCCGUCAAUGCCUUCACUGUCCACAUCUUCUUUGAAACUUAUUUGUCAACUAACUGUUAUAAUUGUUAUCUUUAGUGAGAAUGAAAUUUUUGUGAUCUGAAUAUUAAAUUUAGAUUACUUGAUAAUGAAAUGUUUUAAAAAAUGUUAUGAUGAUAAAAAAAAUUAUAUUUUUAUUUUAUUUAUGUGAUAGCUGUUGAAUUAAUUUAAAGUUAAAGAAAAUUAAGCUUCUCUAAAAACUUAUAGCUGAAGAGAGAUCAAAGAGCCGAUGUUUAUAAAAUAAUAAUGGUUUAUUUAUAAAUAAUUUUUUGUUUUCUACAAAGCAAUAAAUAAAAAAAAAUUGUAAAUGGAAAUGUUAGGUAAAAGGAUAUUAGACAAUCAUUAAUGAAAAAGGGAUCUUCCAGGUAAGAGCUUACUUUAAACAUUCGAGUCCUGAAUAUGGUCUUUAUUAACUUAUUAGAUUUUAAAGUAAAGUAAAAAAAAAUAAUAAAAUGAAUUUUUUCUUAAUUAUUAUUUAUAGAAAAGUUUAUUUCAUUAUUUCUUUUUAUUUUAUUAAUAAAUGUAAUUAUUGAUAAAUUAUUUAUAAGAACAAUCGCACGAUUAGAUUUAUCAGCACCGUUGUUUUCUUAUUAAAAAUUUUUUUUAAUCCUAAUAUAUAAUCGUAUUUAAU